This is a messenger RNA of Aspergillus calidoustus, 1251 nucleotides long. The record is from the annotation of a GenBank genome assembly. Lineage: Eukaryota; Fungi; Ascomycota; Eurotiomycetes; Eurotiales; Aspergillaceae.
AUGGCUUCCGAGCGCCUUACCAUCGUCAUCAAGUUAGGCACGAGCUCAAUAGUCGACGAGAAUACGCAUGAGCCCAUACUAUCAAUACUCACCCUUAUCGUGGAAACUGCUGCUAAACUCCACCGCGAUGGUCAUAAUGUCGUCUUGGUUUCUUCAGGUGCUGUCGGCGUGGGGUUGCGGAGGAUGGAUGUCGAUGAGAGGCCGAAGCAUCUCCCUCGUAUACAGGCGCUGGCUGCUGUUGGCCAGUGUCGGCUCAUGAGCCUAUGGGAUGGACUGUUCUCACAUCUUCGACUUCCGGUGGCCCAAAUACUAUUGACUCGAAAUGAUAUCGCGGAUCGAACGCAAUAUCUCAAUGCGCAAAACACAUUCUCACAACUGUUCGACAUGGGAGUAAUCCCCAUUGUGAAUGAAAACGACACACUGGCCGUCUCGGAAAUCAAAUUCGGCGACAAUGAUACGUUGUCAGCUAUCACCGCGGCAAUGGUCAAGGCCGACUAUCUCUUCCUGAUGACUGAUGUUGACUGCCUAUACACUGCAAACCCACGUACCAACCCUGAUGCAAAGCCAAUUGAGGUAGUCUCAGACAUAUCGUCUCUGGAAGCAGAUGUCUCAUCUGCUGGUUCCUCUCUAGGGACUGGUGGUAUGAGUACAAAAAUCACGGCUGCCAGACUAGGAACUAGCGCUGGCGUAACGACAAUAAUCACGAAAAGCUCGAAGCCAGGGAACAUCCAUGAGAUCGUGAGAUAUCUUCAAGAAUUGAAGCGAACAACUUCCACCGAUGCUGCAGAUACAGUGGCCAACCCGCAGGCACUAACCCCGCCCCUCCAUACUCGCUUCCUUCGAUCCGAAUCACCGAUCCACUCACGUUCGUUUUGGCUUCUUCAUGGAUUAACACCUCAUGGUACGAUAUACAUUGAUCAGGGCGCUUACACUGCGCUUUUGAAGAAAGCAAGUCUUCUACCAGCAGGCGUGGUAGAAGUGGAUGGUCACUUUGGCCAGCAAGAAGCGGUCCGAUUAGUUGUCGUGGAGAGAUUAUCUCCGGAUGCCCUCAACGGGGACUUCCUACACCAUGGGCAGGAGCCGAAAGAAGUGGGGCGUGCCCUAGUGAACUAUGGCAGCCUAGAAAUAGCCCGGAUCAAAGGUCACCGGAGUACCCAUAUACACUCGUUGCUUGGGUAUGCGGAUAGCGAAUAUGUUGCUCUUCGAGAGAACAUCUCGUUCUUUGAAAAUGACGAACCAACACGACGAUAG